Hemicordylus capensis (graceful crag lizard) is the source of this 3779-nucleotide messenger RNA. RefSeq names its product thioredoxin domain containing 11 (gene TXNDC11). The record is from RefSeq and is a predicted model, not a curated record. The transcript is spliced from 12 exons. Bases 452 to 3286 code for a protein of 944 amino acids. Lineage: Eukaryota; Metazoa; Chordata; Lepidosauria; Squamata; Cordylidae.
UGGAAGAGGGCGUCCUUCAGCUCCCUCUGGAAGCCAGUGGCAGUGCGUUCUGCAAGCCAGGCUUGCCUUGGCCCUGCCAGGGGUUUUUCUUCCGAGUCUGCAGUGCAGCCUCAACCUCUAGCGCGCGCGAGAGAAAAGCAGACAGGCUGAGUCGGAGACGCCUCCGCCCGGGUCUUUCCCCCGCCGGGCCGGGCUUCUCGUCGCGUCCUGCCCCCGCCGCCCUGUCGCGCCGCCGCCGCCGCUUUCUCCUUCUCCUGCCGGCGAGCUGGGCUGUCCCUCCCGCGCCCGUCUAAGGAGGCCGCCGCCAGAGGGCGGGCCGGGGUAGGCCGCGCGGGCGGCGGGGCCUGGCUGGGCCGGCCAGCAGACAGACGUGGCGGCUCCCGGUUCGUGGCCGGCCCUGAGGCGGCGCCCUGCAGGGCGGGCAGGCCGAGCCGGGCCCGGCCGGGAGGGGAUGUCGGCCUGCGGAGGCCCCGUCCUCGCCGCCGCCGCCUCCCCGCCGCCACCCCUGGCCUCGUCCUCGUCGGCGGCAGUGCCCGUAGCGCCUCCCCCUGCUGCCGCCGCCGCUGCUCCCGCCCAGGGCUGGCUGGGCGCUUCUUCCCGCAUGGCCCGGAGGCCGGAGGUGCUGUGCGGCGCGGCGGUGGUGCUGGGCUGCGCCUUCCUCGCCGCCCUCAAAGUCACCUGCAGCCGCGCAAAAGAUGUGACGAUGCCAGCAAAGCUUCCGGUUAACUUCUUCUCUGUAACGUCUCCAGUCCAUGAUCUUUUCCUUGGUCAGUUGGACCAUGCAGAAGACAUUCGCCAGGAUUCGGAAAUCUCACUGUUCUUUUUCUACGCUCCAUGGUGUGGGCAGUCAGUGGCUGCAAAAGAAGAGAUUGAUAAAGUGGCCCGCAGUUUGGCAGACCAGGUGUUGUUUGUGGCCAUCAACUGUUGGUGGAACCAGGGGAAAUGCAGGAAACAGAAGCAUUUCUUCUACUUUCCAGUCAUAUACUUGUACCACCAGAGCUUUGAGCCCAUCGAAUACAAAGGCCCGAUGAAUGCCGUUUACAUUGAGAAAUUUGUUCGCCGCGUGAUGGCCCCACUGCUCUAUAUCUCAUCUCGAUCAAAGCUGCAGCAAUUCCUCUCCAAUUACGAGCCUGGAGUCUUGGGAUAUUUUGAGUUCAAUGCUUCACCCCAACCUCCUGGUUAUCUGACAUUCUUCACUUCAGCGUUGCAUUCCUUAAGUAAAGAUUACCUGGGAACCAUCCACUUUGGAGUAAUCACAGACCGGCUGAUCGCAAAGGAAAUUCCAUUGGCCAACUCAGGAAGCAUCUACUUGCACAGACACAUCAAUGCAUCUCUGCUGUAUCCACAUGAAGCCACGAACUAUACUGCUGAAAACAUCUGCAGAUGGGCCCUGGAGAACCAGGAGACGUUUGUCCGGUGGCUGAGACCCCACGGAGGAAAAAGCCUUUUGCUGCACAGUGAGCUCAAGAAGGGGCCGGCGCUCUUCCUGUUUCUCCCUUUCAACCCAUUAGCGGAAAGCCAUCCCCUUGUGGAUGAGAUCUCCAAACUGGCGCUGGAAUACAACAGCUGCAGUAGAAGCCAUGAGGGAGACCCAGACGUGUUCGGAGGAGACGCGGCGGCUGCUGGCAGCCAGCUCCCUGGGGCUGACCCCUUCUCCGCCUCCGAGUCCCCCUGCUGCCACACAGUGGUGCUUCCUCCCCAGUGGCACGCCUUCUCUCGGACCCACAACGUCUGCGAGCUCUGUAUCAACCAGACGGCUGGAGUCAAGCCCAGCCGCCUGGGUGGGCUGCAGUGCAACUUCUUGGAGAUGGAGGCGGCCUUGGACUCUUUCUACCUCCAGGAACGGACCUUCUUCCAGAUUGCCUCCAAGACCGCUUCCUUGUGUAGCAACUUCCUUAGUUUCUACAGCCCUUUCAGCUUCUACACUGCCUGUUGCAGGACGGUCAGCAGCGGCCCGCUGGGCUUCGGUAGCUCUGAGAAGGCGGCUGUCCUGCCCCUGGAAGUGGCGCUUGCUCCCCAUGGGAUGAACUGGGCAGGCAAGCCCCAGAGCACUAUUCCUCACAUUGAGGAGGGGAGUGGUCUUCUCCCAGAAAGGUUCCUCUCUACUCCCAACAUUUCCGGCCUGAGUUGCAGGACCAACAAGACCUUAAAUCUCUAUCUGCUGGAUUCGAAUCUUUUCUGGAUGUACGCGGAGAGGCUGGGGGCGCCCAGGGCUGCCCCCGUGAAGGAGUUUGCUACCAUUGUGGACCUCAAGGAAGAAAUGCACUAUAUCCUGGAUCAGGACCAAGCCGUGAUCAAAUCAAACCUAGAAACAUUUAUUCAAAACUACAGUGUUCUCUACAGUCCCUUGAAAAGGCACCUUGUAGGUGACAGCGCCAGGCCCAGCCGCCUUCCUGCUCAGCACAUCAUCCAAGAGGUGACCACGGACACUUUUCAGGAGGCAGUGCUGAAGAGUGAGAAGGACGUCCUGCUGCUGUAUUACGCUCCGUGGUGUGGCUUUUGCAUGUCUCUCAAUCACAUCUUCAUCCAGCUGGCUCAGAUUCUGCCUCCUGACAACUUCAUUGUGGCAAGGGUGGAUGUUUCUCGGAAUGAUCUUCCCUGGGAAUUCAUGGCCGAUCGCCUACCCACCAUUCUGUUUUUCCCUACCAACAGGCAGGCCCAAAGUGCAAAGUUUCCUGCAGACGUCCCAGUCACCCUACCGAACCUCCUUAAAUUCCUCCUCCUCCACACAAGCCCAGCAACCACCCCAUCUGGGUCAAAUCCCCAUCUCAGUGGCUGCCUUCAGAAAGAGACCGUGCUCCAUCAGGGACACAUCUCCCACCUGGAGAGGGAGAUCCAGAAACUGAGAGCAGAAAUCCAGGCCCUCCACCAGGCCCAGGCCCACCUCCAAGGCCAGCUCUCAGAAACCAGGAGAGAGGAGCAGAGGCUGCAGCUGGAGACACGGGUGCUGAAGAAGCAACAAGGCGCCCUGCAGAGCCACCGCGAACACUUGCAGGCUCUCUAUGAGCAGAAGGCCCGGGAGCUGGAAGCCAUGGCAGAGAAGCUCCAAGAGCUGGCAGAUGCCUCAGAGAACCUCCUUGCCGAGAACACGUUGCUGAAAGUCCUGGUGGCUUCCGUGGAGAGGAAACUGGAGACAAAGACUGAGCUGGAGAUCAGCCUGCCCAAGGAGGAUGUCGGGCCGGUCGUACCCACUGUGGAUGGCUUCCACGAAACAGAAAAGGCUGAGAAUGCCCACCUUGACCCCAGACUCACUUCGGAGCACAGUAAAGAAAACUGGACAGAAUAAUGUUUAUCGGACCAAGACACAUGAAGGGAAGCCUGCAAAAAUCAAGUUAUCUACCCAGGCAAGACUCUUUAUGGAAACUUUAUUGAAAUUUUAUCAUAAAGACUUAUUUUGCUGGACUAGAAAAAGAAAAAAAAUAUUUUUAUAAUGAGUCAGUGAACCAGAUCAACACAGUUUGAGGCCGGCAAUGUAACAAGUGGAGAAACUUUUUGCACAUUACAAUUGCACUAAUUUGAUAGCUUUUGUAUCAGUCCAACAUAAAUCAUCACAAUGUGGCUGGCACUUUAAAACUCUUCCCAGUAGUUACAAGCCAGGGCCAGUUUCGGCUCACAGCACUCUCUCUCUGUUUUUAACAUCUUAACGGAUGCUUCCUGGGAAGCCCAACUCGGUCACCUUCAAUGCUCUUGACUUGUUUACAGAAUUGAGGGGAAGCAUCUUGUUUGUGUACUUAGUAAGCUUUGAAGGGGUGGAAGAUUAAAGGGGUGGUCAUACCAGA